CACGCCUACGUGAAAGUUGUUUUUUGUCUAAUUACGUGAUUUUGACUAAGUGUGGCCUGUGACAAUUAUUUAUAUCAUGGUGCGGCGUUGUGAAGUAUGCAAUGCAUAUGAUAGGCGAAAAAAAGGAAUAUCAUUUCACGCAUUCACGAAGAACAAUGAUCUCAUUAAGGAAUGGUUCAGUUUAUUGAAUUUUAAAGAAGAUAAAAAACUGACAAAAACCUCUCGAAUAUGCUCGCAACAUUUCCGACAGAGUGAUUUUGAAAUCAAACCAUCUGGUUUAAAGUACUUAAAAAGCGACGCUAAACCAAUGCCUUAUAACUCAAAUUUAUCACCUACACAAAAUUUGAGCUCUAGUAGCAGUGGUUCGUGUCAGCAACCUCCUUGUCAGCAACCAUUAAAGCGCAAACGUACUACAGGUAGCUCUACAAAAACGAAUACUCCUCCUAAACUCCGAGAUAACGUAUCUCAUAAAACUGUACAUAAGUCAUCUUCAGGGACCUUAACAGCAUCUGAAUUUGAACAGAAAUCAGCUAUCGGACAAACAACACCUCCUGGGCAAAGAGAUAUUUUCUGUGCUGGACCAUCUACUGCAUAUCCAAAUGUAAACAAAGAUGGAAGCAGCAAAAAACGUUAUGUAGGAGAUAUUGCUAGCGAUGAGUUUUCCACACCAAAGAAAGCAAAGAAACAUGCGCGAAUGCUGAAGGGUGCUGUUGUAAAGUAUAGGAGAAGAGUUGUUACACUUAAUCAGAAAAUUCGAAGGUUGAGAUCUAGAGUUACGAAUUUACAGUCACUCCUAACACUAUUGAAGAAAAAAGAAUACAUUUCGGAAAAUUCGAAGCACAUUAUUCGAGCUUCCUUAUCAAACUCUGGUCAAGAACUAUUGGGAAGGGUGUUGCUUGGACCAAAGAAACAAAAGUACACCCCUGCUUUACGAGAAUUUGCUCUUACACUAAAUUUUUACUCUGCUAGAGCCUACAAUUAUGUUCGAGAUGUGCUUAAUAAAACAUUACCACACCCCAGAACAUUGUCAAAAUGGUAUUGUUCUGUAAACGGCGAACCAGGAUUUACCAAAGAAGCACUUGCAGCCAUAAAACUAAAAUGUGACGAUGCAACUGCUAAAGGUGUGCAAAUUUUAGGCAAUUUGGUUAUGGACGAAAUGUCUAUUAGAAAGCAAGUGGAAUGGACUGGCACAAAAUUUACCGGAUACGUCACUGUAGGCUGCGAUUUGAAUUCCGACAGUUUGCCAGAAGCCAAAGAAGUACUUGUUUUUAUGCGGUGGCACUUAAUGCGUAUUGGAAAAUUCCGGUAGGCUAUUUUCUGUUAGAUGGUUUAUCGUCAAUAGAAAGAGCAACACUGUUAAAAAACUGUUUGCAGUUUCUAGACAGUAGUGGUGUGAAUAUUACUUCAGUCACCUUUGAUGGAGCACCUGUAAAUAUUUCCAUGGUUGAAGUGUUAGGCGCAAACCUACGUAAUGUAAAUAAUUUAAAACCUUAUUUUUUGCAUCCAGUAACAAAUUGUGAAGUGUACAUAUUUCUAGACGCUUGUCAUAUGCUCAAACUUGUAAGAAAUUGUUGGGGAAGUUUUGGUAAUCUUGAAGAUUUUGAAGGCAAUAACAUUGAAUGGAGUUACAUUACACGUUUGGUCAACAUGCAAAACCUUGAAGGAUUACAUGCAGCAACAAAAGUAAAAAACAGACAUUUAGAUUGGACAAAAGAAAAGAUGAGGGUUAAAAUUGCUGCGCAAACGUUAAGCAAGAG
Messenger RNA from Photinus pyralis (common eastern firefly), 1757 nucleotides. RefSeq lists its product as uncharacterized. The transcript has 7 exons. Bases 77 to 1309 code for a protein of 410 amino acids. Lineage: Eukaryota; Metazoa; Arthropoda; Insecta; Coleoptera; Lampyridae. Gene Ontology annotation, molecular function: sequence-specific DNA binding. The record is from RefSeq and is a predicted model, not a curated record.